AUGCAUUCGGGAGAGUCCCCGCUAACAGCAGUUCAUUUGAUUUGGGUGAACUUGAUCAUGUGCCUUCUUGGUGGCCUCAUGAUGGUGAUGGAGUUACAAGGCACCUUACAACACAUUCAAAGACCUGAGGAGAGGACCGAGUCGCUUAUAACCAAGGUCAUCUGGAGAAACAUAGCGGUUCAAGUUUUGUAUCAGGUUUCCGUCUUGCUGAUCUUACAUUUCAUGCCGAGCGUGAAUGAAGGCGUCCGGAAUACCAUGAUUUUCAGUACUUUCACCUUAUGCCAGGUCCUUAAUCUGUUCAGUGCCAUGGACUUGGUGAAAAAGGAAGUGCUGGUUGUAGUCCUCCACAGCCAUUGGUUUCUGAUGGCGUUGGGGGCUGUUUUGACAAUGCAGGUCAUCGUUGUUGAGUUCGGAAAAGAACUAGCUAGCUGUGUGAAGUUGAAUGCACUGCAGUGGCUAAUCUGUUUCACUCUGGCUGCUCUUUCGUGGGGCUCUGAUCGGGCCAUCAAAUUCCUUUCAGCUCACCUCCAAAGAGCAACUUCGGCACUGAGGGUGAGCUCACGCGUUGGAUUCUCACAUCGCCACCGCAGAUUAUACAUUCUUAUUUGGUUGUUCCUCAUCUUCUCUGUAUCAUCAUACUGUUUCCACCCAGAAAAUUCUCGACUCUCGCUGUACGGCCCAGACCUGCCGAAGUACUUGGGACCAUUCUCCGAGCAAACUCCAUCAUGCUUGACCGGUGAAUUCCCCGGUGACUACGGAUGGGACACUGCUGGACUAUCUGCAGACCCCGAGACAUUUGCCAAGAACCGUGAGCUUGAGGUGAUCCACUCCAGAUGGGCCAUGCUUGGUGCACUGGGAUGCGUCUUCCCAGAAAUCUUGUCAAAGAAUGGCGUCAAGUUCGGCGAGGCAGUUUGGUUCAAGGCUGGAUCAAUUUUCUCCGAGGGCGGCCUUGACUACCUUGGCAACCCAAACCUUAUCCAUGCUCAGAGCAUCUUGGCUAUCUGGGCUGUCCAGGUUGUGCUCAUGGGAUUCAUUGAGGGAUACAGAGUUGGUGGAGGACCACUCGGUGAAGGACUUGACCCACUUUACCCAGGAGGUGUCUUUGAUCCACUCGGACUUGCUGAUGAUCCUGAAGCUUUUGCUGAACUGAAGGUAAAGGAACUUAAGAAUGGGCGUCUGGCUAUGACCUCGAUGUUUGGAUUCUUUGUUCAGGCUAUUGUAACCGGAAAGGGCCCAAUCGAGAACCUCUUUGACCACGUCGCUGAUCCAGUGGCCAACAACGCAUGGGCUUUCGCCACCAACUUUGUCCCUGGAAAGUGAAGAAACCUAAAUCCAUGGCUGUUCAUCUGUAACAUUACCCAAACUGAUUGCUUUUGUUGAGGUGUUCUUGUUGUGGACUCCACUAGUUCCGAUGUAAUUUUACUAGAAACUGCUUGAAUUGAAAUCGCUGUAUCCGGUAAAAACACCGAGCUCCUUUGUGUAAUUUGUCUAACUGUGCUGCACAUUCAAGAAUUCCUGUCAAUAGAUGCAUGCUUUGCAGUAA
Messenger RNA from Pyrus x bretschneideri (Chinese white pear), 1543 nucleotides. RefSeq names its product chlorophyll a-b binding protein 3C, chloroplastic. NCBI's taxonomy places the organism in Eukaryota, Viridiplantae, Streptophyta, Magnoliopsida, Rosales, Rosaceae. Gene Ontology annotation, biological process: photosynthesis, light harvesting in photosystem I; response to light stimulus. Gene Ontology annotation, cellular component: chloroplast thylakoid membrane; plastoglobule; chloroplast envelope. The record is from RefSeq and is a predicted model, not a curated record.